Pseudovirgaria hyperparasitica is the source of this 1464-nucleotide messenger RNA. RefSeq lists its product as uncharacterized. The coding region runs from base 383 to 1369 and encodes 328 amino acids. The transcript is spliced from 3 exons. Lineage: Eukaryota; Fungi; Ascomycota; Dothideomycetes; Acrospermales; Acrospermaceae. The record is from RefSeq and is a predicted model, not a curated record.
UAACAACAGUCAUUGUGAUAGGCUAGGUACGUAGCUACCUGGGAGACCCCCUGUAUCAUCACCAGCUAUUCAAUUGUGCAAUUGGGUGAAGGCGCAGACUAGCAAGACGGAAAAGAACGACACCUCAUCCAGAUAACCGACCUGAGGUGACCAGGUAUGCGGGCUCUUCGAAGUACUGAAAUAGAGUUGUCACACUACGCCUCAAUGAAGCUGGAUGUAUGUCUAGCAGAAGGCAGGUACAAGUACACUGAAAUGGCAGCUCCAUGUUGAUUCCUCAUUCCCCAUCACCCAUAAAACUCUCUUGUGUUCCAUAAAGAAGGGGAAAUUAGCAUUGUUCUUCUCUUCAACGUCCUUCCAUUGUUCCAAAAAGUCAGGAGCAACCAUGUCACACCGAAAGUUCAGCAUCGAGGAGCGCAAGCCUGGAAGCUUCAAUCAUUCUCACCAUGGGCCAAACACUGAGAUCUAUACCUAUAUCGCGUCGGCCAUCAACAUUGGCUGUGCUAUGAUGUCUCACGGCGAUGGAAGGAGAGCCCUGACUAAGAUUGCCCUAGAUUCCGAGGCCAAUGCUCCACCGGGCACCAGCUUCUUCAACAAAGACAAAGCUGCUGCAUCUCAAUACGUCGAUUGGUUCAUCGAUAAUCUCAUACUUAAGUUCCCUACUGUCCUUGUCGAUGGUCACAUUGCCGACGUUGAUAUCAUGGGAUACCACCCCAGAGGGACGUGGCAUGGGUCUGUCAAAGAAUUUUUUCUGAGCAAUGAACGAGGUGGAAUUCAUUUCAACGCAUCUAGAGUAUACGAUAUGGUAGCAGCCGCCCGGAAUGGCAAAGACCAGCGGUUCAGGGACUUCCAGUUUGCAUUCGCAACGAUGGUCGUCCAUGAAUGCGGCGCACAUCUCCUGAUCACCAGUAUCGGUGGUGGUAGAAAGGAUACGCCCAAGGAUAUGAUUAUUCCAGGAUACAGACAAUUACCGGACAUUGGAGAAUCUGGACGAGUACUUGAAAUGGGACUGUUUGGAGGAUGUAUGGAAUACUAUCGUUGCCCUAAGCAGGAAAAUGGACAGGCGGGGGUCAUACAUCAAAUUGAUUCUCAAGCAAUUGCCUGGAAAAUUGAUCCUAGGGUCAUUAAUGACGCAUGUCAGUACAAAUUCCAGUUCCCGUUUCGGAGAGUUGGAGGUGCUAUUGAUCCCAAGACGCUACAGUCCAUGGGCCGUGGUGUACGAUGUCAACGCUUAGAUGAAGGCCAGCGAGCGUUGCUUGCAUCCCAAAAACCAAAACCAGACGCAUGGCUGCACAUAAGGUGUAAGGUUAAGCUUGGUGAUGUGCGAAAAGUACCAUUCCGACCACGAAUACUCCUGAAUUCAACGGUCUAAUUCAUCAUCUUAUCAUGUAUAGGAGGCAUGUGAUGCAUAUGUAGACGGCGUUCGUUCACUCUUGCAUUUGGGUUAUUGGUUGAUCUCUACAGAAC